AUUGUCAAAAGAGGAUAAAAAGUGUACUUCUGAAAAUUCAAAAACUAGAGAAAGCCAAAAACAUACAUCAAACAUUGAGGAUUUUGUAGUAAUUUUAAAUGGAAAGGUGUCUAAUUGGGAAUAUAUAUACACACACUUUUAUCAUUUAGUUUGGGUACAUUAAUUUGAAAUAAGGUUUUUUUAAAUCCAAACUUAUGUUUACAAAAUUAUAAAAUCGAUAAAAUUUUUAUAUUCUGAUACGUAUACAUUUUUGGUAUUAAAGGCGAGCUAGAAAUCCUUAACACAAAUUUUCAAAUUUGAUUGCAAUUAAAAAUAAGGCAAACUUUUAAAAACAGUAAAAUGUUUUAAAUAGAGUGAAAUUAUUAUUGCAAAUGAGUAAAAAGAAAAUUGUAAUACCUAAAAUGUCUAUUAGAGUGCAAUUUGAGAUCGGACAUAAAGCAGUUUUAAAAACAAGAAAAGCAGAGAAUCGUUUUACUCAUGAUUGGGAGUUGUAUGUAAAAGGCGUUGAUAAAGCUGAUAUAAGUUCAUAUAUUGAAAAAAUUGUUUUUAAUUUACAUGAGUCAUUCCCAAAACCAAAACGAACUUUCAAAGAACCUCCGUAUGUGCUUAAGGAGUCAGGUUACGCGGGAUUUAUUCUGCCUAUAGAUAUACAUUUUAAAAAUAAAACCAUGCAGACAUAUCAAUAUGAUAUAGAUUUGCAACCUUCUGGUCCUCCAGUACAUAAGUCCGAGAUUAAAAAACAUAUUUUUGAAAAUCCAUCCGAAGAUUUUCGCCAGAAACUUUUAAGAGGAGGCGGAGUUUUACUGGGAAACACUGAUGAAGAAAGAAAUCGCCACACUGAGUCUGAAUUUCAACAUAAGCCCAAAAAUUUAAGUAGCAGCAAUAUUGCACAAGAUUCCUUAAAGAAAAGUCAUAAAAUACGGCAAGAAAAAAGUAAAGUUCAAAAUUUUGAGAAUAUUUUUGGUAAACCUAUUACGAAAACAACUGUUACACCAAAUCCUACAUCUAAUCCGAAUAUUACCUCAUUAAAGUCUUCAUCUUCAUCGCAGGAACAAAAAGUGAAAUCCGUAAAUACAAGUACCGCUCAAAGUUCAAGUACUUCAAGGGUUUCCAGUCAAAGUAAACCUGAUAAGAUAGUUUCAAAUUUGAGUAAUUCAAAUUCGAAAGAAAAAAUUGAGGUAAGCGAUAAAGUAGAGAGGAAAGAAAAACAUAAGCACGGCUCACACAAAGAUAAAGAAAAAAUUAACAAGGAAGGAAAAGACAAAAAAGAUGAAAAACAUGAAAAACGAGAAGAUCGAGAGAGAAAGAAAGAUAAAUCGCAUUCCAAAGAACGAGAUCGAAGUAAUGAGAAGUCGUCAAAAACCAGAACUGAAAGUCCUCAGCGUAAAAAACCCAGAACGCAAAGCCCUGUUGUUGGUGCAAACAAUAUUCCACGAAAAAGUCCUUCUUGGAGUUCUACGACUGGAAAAGAUGAAAACAAAAGCAAAACCUCCCUUCAAGCCUUACCGACUUCAUUUCCAAUUCAACCUCAACCACAUCACCAAAAUACAAAUCAGUCACAAACAAACGAUUCUGAUAAAAAAACCAACAGCAGCAGCUCUAAGAAAUCUAAAAAGGAAAAAAAAUCUCAUGACAAAGAUAAAGAACGCGAUAGUCGAAAAGAAAGGGAAAAUAAAGCCCAGAAAGAAACUGAACAAAGCUCAAGAACAUCAAGUGCGACCAACUACCAAGCAACAUCUUCUACCCCUUCAGUUGGUUCGGCAACUUCUAGUAAUACUGAAUUAAACAAAACUCACAAACUAGAUUCAGGUUCUAUUAAACCACCAUCCAAAUCAAAGGCAGAGCAAAAGGUUAUGACUGAGACACUUAAUUAUUUUUCAAAUUCUAAUACAACUAACUCAACAUCCAUUACCAAAAAAGUGACUGACAAGCAUGAGAGUGAGGAAAAGCGCCAUAAGCAUAAGAAAAAGGAAAAAAGUAAAGAUAAAGACAAAGAGAAAAGCCGCGAUAAAGAAGCUUCUUCAUUAAAGGAGAAAGACAAAAAACGAGAGAAAAAAUUUAAUAAAGAGGACUUUAAAAGAAAUAAAGAUGAGGAUGUGGGAUCAAACGCAACUUCAAGUUCAAAUUUAGGUCCCACAGAAAGUUUGCACGAUUCUCUUUUCAAUUCGGACCACGAAAGUCGCUAUUCAGACACAGAUAAGGUAACUCAUCAUUCUGAUAAUUCCAGUCACAGUUUUGUUGGAAAGCUGAAUAAAAAUAAAACCUUUCAAAAUAAUGCGAGUACUACAGUGCAUAAACCAUUUUCAAGUGCGUUGCCAGUUCUUCCGCCAUCUUCAAAUGAAACUGUAACAUCUUCUGCAGAGAAAAAGGAUAAAAAAAAUAAAGACCAAAAAGUAGAAAAAGAGGAAAAGAAACGAAAACGUAAGAGUCGGGAAGGGGCGGAUAUAAAAGUGUCAUCUACCGCAUCUAGCAAUAAUAUCGAAUCACAGCCGAAAGUUUCAAAAAAGAGUGUGGUUGAUUCCAAAAAGUAUGAAAAACCAGUAUCCUCAUUAACCCAACAUCAACCACAUGCCGUUCAAACAUCAGAUUCAUUUAGGGCUCCUUCUGUAUCAAGUAGCUCUUCAAUAUCAAAUUCUUCAGUUCCUAAUGUACAACAUCACAACCCUAUUUCCCGUACAAAUAUUAACAGCGGAAAUAUUUCCAAUUCUGGAUUUGACCUCGAUUAUAUAUCAGAACUUAAGGAAUUACAAGAAAAAAUUAUGACUUUACAAGAUAACAAUGAACUGCAGAAAGUGGUGGAGAUAAUAGCGGCAACCGGACGGUUUGAAAUCACGAAUAAAACUUUUGACUUCGAUUUGUGUGCUCUAGAUCGAAAUACAAUACAACGGCUUCACGUAAUAGUUUAACAAUUGCGAACUUGGAAAAAAACACUUUCCUUCGUUUUUCUAGUGUUGGUGGCUAAAGUCACCAUACAUUGAAUUAAAGUUUUAGCAGCUAUUAUAAAAAUGUAAUGAUUGUAUCUUUUAUUGGCACUAUCUUAAACUCAUGAGUUUUUAAUUAUAUUUUAUUAUAAAAUUAUAACGAAUUUCAAAUUUUUCAUUGAUAUUUUAUUUAUCACUAAAAAUACUUCUAUAAUUUAAAUGCAUGCUUAAUUGUUAAAAUAUAUUUUUAAGGGUGAAAUUAUUUAUAUGCAUGAUUAUGAUAUAAAAAUUUAGAAUAGGUAAAAUAUAUUUGUUAAAAUAUAACAUA
Molecule: messenger RNA, 3249 nt
Organism: Condylostylus longicornis
Lineage: Eukaryota; Metazoa; Arthropoda; Insecta; Diptera; Dolichopodidae
Gene: ear
Product: protein AF-9
Exons: 4
Coding region: 372-2906 (844 amino acids)
Biological process (GO): regulation of DNA-templated transcription
Cellular component (GO): super elongation complex
Source: RefSeq, a predicted model, not a curated record